Molecule: messenger RNA, 2686 nt
Organism: Salvia miltiorrhiza (redroot sage)
Lineage: Eukaryota; Viridiplantae; Streptophyta; Magnoliopsida; Lamiales; Lamiaceae
Product: probable LRR receptor-like serine/threonine-protein kinase At4g30520
Exons: 11
Coding region: 611-2509 (632 amino acids)
Biological process (GO): protein phosphorylation
Molecular function (GO): protein binding; ATP binding; protein kinase activity
Source: RefSeq, a predicted model, not a curated record
UUCUUCUUUCUGAGUAUUACUUUCUCUCACUCACUCGCUCUCUCUCUCACACAGUGGAGAAAUUUUUUAAAAAGUGGAAUAAAGCAGGAGGAGAGAUGGAGAUUGCAGAGCAAGAGAAGGCCAAAAACCCCACAAACAAAGUAGAAAAUGCAAAAAGUGUGGAUAGGAGGAGGAAUCAAAAGUUAGAGAGAGCAACCCCUCACACAUUCCAUGGUGUUUAAGUAGAUUUAACCCAAGUUUAGGAGAAAAAAAGAAAGAGAUGAUGGCAGUAUCCUUUUAGCGCAGACCAUAUAUACACACGCAUUCACACAGAGAAUUGGUUGAGUGAGAGAGAGAGAGAGUAGUAUUCUCUCUCUAGACAUUCAACAGAGUGGUGGAGGAGAGGAUAAAUAAAGGGCGUCUAAAAAUACUCAAAAGAUACCAACUUUGUACAUGUUUAUACAUAUACAUAUACAUAUAUAUAUAUAUAGAGAGAGAGAGAGAGGGAGAGGAGAGGGAGAGGGAGAGGGAGAGAUAAAAGAGAACAUUCCAAAUACAUGAUGGUUGCCGUGAAUGAGAUGUAAACUGCGGGUAGUUUCUUUUCUCUCCCCCCCAUGUUUUCUCUGUGAUCAUGUCUCUCACUAGCUGCGCCUGCAUUUUCUCUCUCAUUCUUCUCGCAUUCUUCCUCACCUCCGCCGUUUCAUUCGAGGCUCGAAAUCCUGAAGUUGUAGCUCUUACUGCGAUAAGAGAAGGUCUGAAUGAUCCCCAUGGAGCUCUGAGCAACUGGGAUGGAGACUCCGUGGAUCCCUGCAGCUGGUCCAUGAUUACCUGCAAUUCCGAUAAUCUCGUCACCGCGCUAGGAGCGCCUAGCCAGGGAUUAUCAGGCUCUUUGUCUUGGAUGAUUGCAAAUCUCACGAAUCUUAAACAAGUAUUGCUGCAAAAUAACAAUAUCUCGGGGCGCAUUCCAAAAGAGUUAGGCUAUCUUCCAAAUCUUCAAACGUUGGAUCUCUCCAACAACAAGCUGCUAGGGCAUAUCCCUGAAUCCUUCGGUUUCUUGAACCAUCUGCAGUAUCUGAGGUUAAACAACAAUAGCUUGAGUGGGUCUGUUCCUCUGUCCUUGGCCAGUCUUCCUCAACUUGCUUUCUUGGAUUUGUCCUUCAACAAUCUCAGUGGACCUGUGCCCACUUUUCCCACAAAAUCAUUUAAUAUUCAGGGAAAUCCACAAAUUUGUGGAAGCCACUCUGCUGAAAAAUGUUCUGGAUCAAAUCUUGCUAGCCCUCUUGCAUUCUCAAGGAAUCAAUCUUCAGGCAGAACCAAUUCGAGGAGACUAGCGAUUGCACUAGGAGUGAGCCUAGGCUUUGUGUGCGUUCUAGCCGUUGUGUUCGGGUUUCUCAUCUGGAAAAGAAGCAAGAAUACGAAGCAAUCCAUUUUAAAUCUUACAGAUGUGCAAGAAGAUGACCUUGAUCUUACAAGAUUAGGAAACCUUAGGAACUUCACAUUCAAAGAGCUGCAGCAUGCUACCGACAACUUCAGCUUGAAGAACAUACUUGGGGUGGGAGGAUUUGGCAAUGUGUAUCGAGGGAAGCUGGGAGAUGGUGCCGUGGUGGCAGUGAAACGACUGAAAGACUUGACGGGAACUACAGGCGAAUCACAGUUCAGAACUGAGUUGGAGAUGAUCAGUCUAGCAGUCCAUCGCAAUCUGCUUCGUAUAAUAGGGUACUGCGCCACCCCAAAUGAGAGGCUUCUUGUGUAUCCUUAUAUGUCUAAUGGGAGCGUGGCGGCAAGACUUAGAGGGAAACCGGCUCUAGAUUGGACGACGAGGAAAAAGAUUGCAGUGGGAGCUGCAAGGGGGCUGCUGUAUCUCCACGAGCAGUGUGAUCCGAAGAUAAUCCACAGGGACGUGAAGGCUGCAAACGUGCUUCUAGACGAGCACUAUGAGGCCGUUGUCGGUGAUUUCGGGCUUGCAAAGCUGCUGGAUCAUGGCGAAUCCCAUGUGACCACAGCAGUCCGUGGCACGGUUGGCCACAUUGCACCAGAGUACCUCUCCACGGGCCAGUCGUCUGAGAAGACUGACGUCUUUGGCUUUGGCAUCCUACUCUUGGAGCUCAUCACUGGAAUGAGAGCCCUCGAGUUUGGGAAAUCAGCCAACCAGAAAGGAGCUAUGCUCGAAUGGAUUAAGAGGAUACAGCAAGAAAAGAAAGUGGAGCAAAUGGUAGACAGAGAGCUAGGGAUGAGCUACGAUGAGAUCGAGGUAGGGGAGAUGCUGCAGGUAGCUCUGCUCUGCACGCAGUACUUGCCAGCUCAUCGUCCUAGGAUGUCUGAGGUUGUGAGGAUGCUGGAGGGCGACGGCCUGGCUGAGAAAUGGGCGGCAUCCCAUAGCUACAUUCAUGCUGCCACAAGCUUCUCAGGCAAGAGCAAGUCUCAUUCCAAUGAGGAGCUCGACCAUGACCAGUCGAGCUUGUUUGGGAUGACGACCACCAUGGACGACGACUACGAUGCUCAUUGCAUGGAGCUUUCGGGACCGAGGUAGGAACGAGUGGGAGGUUAAUAAAUGAGUCAUUUGGAAAGAAAGAAAGAAAGAAAAUGGAAAAUUAGGCUUGGUUUUGAAGGAAAAGUGAGGAAUAGUAGUAGUCAUAUAAUAUCAUUUGCAUGCCUUGUUGUUUUAUGAUGAUUAUAUUUUUUUGUCAAUGUAUAUAUAGCUUCUUUA